UCUUGAACUCAUGCAUUCAGACAUCCAUUACUCUUACUACAAUGGCUUCACAUUUUCUCGAAAUCUUUGGCUUUUCUCUUCUUGUCUUUGCUAGCUGUGUUAAGGGAGUUCCCGAGGAUGAUGUUAGCUUCGAUCAGAAUUAUUUUUCGUUAUGGGGAUUGAAUCAUAUUACUCGUGUUGACAACGAUAAGGGAGUGCAACUACUGCUGGAUCAGUACUCUGGAGGGGGUGGAUUCAGAUCAAUUUCUGAUUAUGGCUCUGGAAGAUUUGGUAUUAGGAUGAAAUUACCAGAGGUUAAUACUUCGGGAAUCAUAAUAAGCUUCUACCUGACUUCAGCUCCAGAUAGUUAUAACCCGGGAAGUCAUGAUGAAAUCGACUUUGAAUUCGUUGCUGGCGGUUUGCAGACGAAUAUAUUUGCAGGUGAUUCGGGGAAUAGAGAAGAAAGGUAUCACCUCUGGUUUGAUCCUCGAAAGGGCUUCCAUAUUUAUGAGAUUCUCUGGAACCCAUAUAUGGUUGUGUUUUAUGUUGAUAAAGUUCCAAUUAAGAGUAUUCAAGAACUACAAGGACAAGGGAUUGAAUUAUAUCUCAAACCCGAUGCAUACUGAGGCUAGCGUAUGGUUAGCAGACUGGGCUGGAACUGUGGACUGGAACCAAGGACCAUUCAUUACUAGUUACAGAAGAUUCGGCAUAGAUGGUUGUGCAUCACAGAACACAAGUAUGAAUCAAGAAUGCCUAUCACCUGACCUCCCAUGGAAUUCACAGAAAGAUCUCAGCCCGCGUGAACAGAUGAUGCAUCAGAGGUUUAGAGAGACGAAUGUGGUGUAUGAUUAUUGCUUAGACAAGGAAAGACAGCAGAAUCAUCCGGAGUGCCAGUUCCCUCGAAAAUGAAGUGUUUAAACACAAGUACACAAUAAUAUAUACAACAGUAGUAUAUACUGAAAAAUGUAUGCAAAACAACAUAAUACUGU
This is a messenger RNA of Daucus carota subsp. sativus, 968 nucleotides long. RefSeq names its product putative xyloglucan endotransglucosylase/hydrolase protein 1. Gene Ontology annotation, molecular function: hydrolase activity, hydrolyzing O-glycosyl compounds. The transcript is spliced from 4 exons. Bases 42 to 605 code for a protein of 187 amino acids. The record is from RefSeq and is a predicted model, not a curated record. Lineage: Eukaryota; Viridiplantae; Streptophyta; Magnoliopsida; Apiales; Apiaceae. Gene Ontology annotation, biological process: carbohydrate metabolic process.